AAACAACACAACAUGAAGCGAACAAAAUGUAACUGUCAACUUGACAACCAAUCGAGUUGAGGAUUUUCACAUCACUUACCAAAAAUUAAAUUGGUUUGGUUGAUUGAUGGUUGUGUUUUCCUAAAAUGUUUCGUUUGGCGAUUUCUGCUGUUCGGAGUAUACGGCCUCUUUCGGUCUCGUAUUUGAAUGCUGCCAAUAUUAUUAGUAACAGUUCCAGAAACUAUGGUACUCUACAAAACUUAAGGAUACCCAUUCAUACAUGUAUCGGACAAAAUUCGUUGUUGAAAAAUAAACAGAUUUUGGAUAUAUCAUCGAAUUUGAGUGUUGUUCCUGUAAGAACUGUUACAAAAUUCAGUUUGCAGAAAGGUAAAAGGAAGUCAGUGAAGGCAGUGGUUCGACGAUUCUUCCGCUUACAUUGGGGAGGAUGGAUAAGGACUAAGGUGGGGAGGAACAAGAAAAUGUGGAAGAAGUCCUCUUCACAAAAGAGACGCUUGAGGCAGCAUGUGUUCUGCAACUCCACCCAAAGCACAAUGUUGGACAAAAUGGUUACCAAGUUUUGGAAGAGGCCAAAGUACUAUGUAGAUGACCCAUAUGCACCAUACCAUACAAGAGAAGAAUUCGUCACAACAAGGAAAAAGCCUUUCGUGAAACAAUGAAAUGAUGUUUAUAAUGUUAGAAUAAAGUUUAUUUAGUUUCAGUAAUAAAUUGUUAAGAGUAAUAUU
Molecule: messenger RNA, 722 nt
Organism: Spodoptera frugiperda (fall armyworm)
Lineage: Eukaryota; Metazoa; Arthropoda; Insecta; Lepidoptera; Noctuidae
Gene: mRpL35
Product: 39S ribosomal protein L35, mitochondrial
Exons: 2
Coding region: 126-656 (176 amino acids)
Biological process (GO): translation
Cellular component (GO): mitochondrion; ribosome
Molecular function (GO): structural constituent of ribosome
Source: RefSeq, a predicted model, not a curated record